Messenger RNA from Spirodela intermedia, 2171 nucleotides. Lineage: Eukaryota; Viridiplantae; Streptophyta; Magnoliopsida; Alismatales; Araceae. The record is from the annotation of a GenBank genome assembly.
AUGACGGCCGGCGAUGGAAACGGGAAGAAGACGGCCUGCGUGACCGGCGGCAACGGGUUCUUGGCGUCGGCGCUCGUGAAGUUUCUCCUCGAGCAAGGCUACGCCGUCAACGCCACCGUCCGCGACCCCAGUUCAUCUCCGGCAACCCUGAUCAAAUAGAUCUUUUUUGGGGGCUGCGUUGGCGCUGACCUUUCUUCCUCCUCCUUUCUCCGCAGAGGCGACGGCGAAGGUGGCUCACCUGGCGGCGCUGCAGAGCCUUGGCGACCUGAGGAUCUUCCAGGCCGACUUGAAGGUCGAGGGGAGCUUCGACGCGGCCCUCGCCGGCUGCACCUACGCCUUCCUCAUCGCCAGCCCGGUGGAAGUCGACGCCAAAGACCCCGAGGUAUUUCUAUAGUUCACGUUGUCGUUGAGAGAAAUAGUUUCUGAUAAUCAGUUUUUCCGAUAUAAAUUACAACUGAAAAAAAAAACCCAUUUAUUAAUAUUUUUUUAGAAUUAAACAUGCCCAUCAUAUCUCAUGUUUCAGGGCUAUUAGCUCAUGUUGAGAAGAUAGUAUUUUUUUUCUUUAUUUGGUUACGGAUGGUAUGGGAGUGCUCUAACAAUGGAGGGGAACUACGAGCAGAACGACCUGAUCAAGCCGGCGAUAGAAGGGACGCUGAACGUGCUGAGGUCCUGCGCCAAGGCGAAGACGGUGAAGCGGGUGGUGCUGACCUCGUCGGCGGCGGCGGUGUCGGCAAACCGCCUCGAGGGGCCCGGUCUGGUGCUGGACGAGGAAUCAUGGACCGACGUCGAGUACCUCUACACCACCAAGCCGCCGACUUGGGUAGGGCGCGGCCCGUUCUCUCUCCCUCCCUCUCUCUCUCUCUCUCUCUCUCUCUCUCUCUCUCUCACUGUAUGUCUGUCUGUAUGUCUGUCUGUCUCUCGCUCGCUGUCUCUCUGUCUCUCUGUUUGUUGUGUCUGUCUCUCUUUGUCUGUCUGUCUGUCUGUCUGUCUCUCGCUCGCUGUCUCUCUGUCUCUCUGUUUGUUGUGUCUGUCUCUCUUUGUCUGUCUGUCUGUCUGUCUGUCUCUCGCUCGCUGUCUCUCUGUCUCUCUGUUUGUUGUGUCUGUCUCUCUUUGUCUGUCUGUCUGUCUGUCUGUCUCUCACUCGAACGGUUCUUUCUUGCACUGGAGGUGGAGAGACAAUUAGAGUUUUUUUUCUGGCUGAUGAAGGGGUACCUGGUGGCCAAGACGCUGGCGGAGAAGGCUGCGUGGAAGUUCGCGGAUGACAACCAGCUCGACCUAAUCACGGUCAACCCGACCAUGAUCGUAGGUCCCACCAUGACCCAAGAAACCCCGUUCAGCGUCAGGUUGGCUCUAGCUUUGAUAACAGGUGAGCCACAUUACCUUGGCUGUCAAUGGGCCUCUCUCUCUCUCUCUCUCUCUCUCUCUUCUGCCAUAAAACGAUCACUUUGAGCAGGUGAGGAGCUGCCGACGCUGGGGGUGAAGAUUAUGGAGAAGGUGUCCGGGUCGAUCUCACUCAUCCAUCUGGAGGACGUCUGCCGGGCUCAGCUGCACCUGGCCGAGACGGAGGCCUCCGCCGGGCGUUAUAUAUUGAGCGCGGUUGACUCCGGCUUGUGGGACAUUGCGGCGUUCCUCUCGGCUACAUACCCACAGUACAAGAUCACCACAAGGUGAGACUUUGAUCCCACAUUUUAGAUAAAAAUGAAGCCUUUUCCCGAAAACCCGCGUUAAAAAAUCGCACCUUGCGAUGACCCACCUCGUCUCGGCUCGUCAACGGCCGGGAAACCUCCCCCCACCCCCGUUCUCUCUUUCUCUGUCUGUCUGUCUGUCUGUCUCUCUCUGCCUCUGUCUCACGGGUUCACUGGGUUGACAAACCGACACCCAUAGAAGCGUUAGAAUAUUUGGCCAUUCAACUCAUAAAUAGUAACAGUAAGAAAUUCUGUUCAAUCACAUGAUCUGAAUCGUUCUAUCUGCUUUAGACUCACUCUCUCUCCUUCUGGCAUGCCACCGACAGCCUCGCCGAGGUGCCUGUGAGGCCGAGGCUGGUGUUUAGCACAGAGAAGCUCCAAAAGGAGGGAUUCAAAUUCAGGCACAAGCAGCUCGAAGAACUCUACGACUUAGCCGUCAAGGUGGCGACAGCGACCGGGCUCCUGCCGGAGGCGACGAAGGUCUGA